AUUGCUCUGCACAGCCACAGAAGGGAAACUUGAGCUUCUUGUUAAUGUGGUGUGAACAAGGAUAGAGAAGGAGGAGGUCUGCAGAGGGACACAGGAGGAAAGUAAAGAUAUUCCAGUCUCCCAAACGCAAGGCAAAGAGGAGGACUUUUACCCUGAGCAAAAACCAAGACACACACAGAAGAGAGAGAGAGAGAGAGCAUCUCUCUUUCUGGUAUUUUUGAAUCACACUGCCAUAUACAAAGGCUGCUCUCCAUCCUUCUGUCCCCUGGUGCUUGCCAUCACACAGAACCACAAAGUUUAUCAGCAGGAGGAUAAAGAUGGGAUUACUGGACCUCAUCAGAUGAUGGGAAACAACUGGAAGAGGGAUUUUACUAGAGAUCAUUGACCUGGAUUCCAAACAAGGAAAGUAUGCCGCAAACGCCAAUAUUUCCCAGCAUGCUCGGCUCCACCUGUAGUGGGCAGGUGCAGCCAGAAAUGGGGGAGCAGUGUGGGGAUCCGGUUUAUCAAGAUGGCAACCUGGUGUCUGGGUCCUUGGAAGCUUUAAUAGAACGUCUUGUGCCCACAGUGGAUUACUAUCCAGAUAGAACCUACAUCUUUACUUUUUUGCUGAGCUCCCGCGUCUUCAUCCAUCCCCAUGAAAUCCUCGCUAAAGUGGGACAUAUCUGUAUCAAACAGAAGCAGCAGCUCGAAGCAGGAGCAGAGGCUGAUAAGGCCAAACUCAAGUAUUUUGCUGCAAAAAUUAUCCAGUUGCUAAGGGAGUGGACGGAAACUUUCCCCUUUGACUUCCAAGAUGAAAGGGCCAGAAAAGAGUUGAAGGAGAUUGCACAGAGGAUUACCCAAUGUGAUGAGGAGAAUGGUACCAUCAAGAAGAGCAUUAGUCAGAUGACUCAGAAUGUGUUGCUCGCCCUAUCCACACGUGGUCAGUAUCAGGAAAUUCGAGAAAAGAUUCGUCAGCCUGUGGCCGAUAAAGGAACUAUCCUGAAAACAAAACCCCAGCCAUCCCAGAAGGACAUACUAAGUGUGUGUGCAGAUCCACUAGUCCUAGCCCAACAGCUCACUUCUAUUGAACUGGAACGACUAGGAAACAUUUAUCCUGAAGAUCUAAUGCAGGUCAUUAGUCACAUGGACUGCUUGGACAACCACAAGUGCCGUAGUGAUGUCACCAAGACCUAUAACCUAGAAGCGUAUGACAACUGGUUUAACUGCCUCAGUAUGCUGGUGGCUACAGAGAUCUGCAGGGUGGUGAAAAAAAAACAGAGGACCAGAGUGAUGGAAUUCUUCAUUGAUGUGGCUAGAGAAUGCUUCAACAUUGGCAAUUUCAACUCCAUGAUGGCCAUCAUAUCUGGGAUGAACCUCAGUCCUGUCGCUAGGCUAAAGAAAACAUGGUCCAAAGUAAAAACAGCCAAGUUUGAUGUUUUGGAGCAUCACAUGGACCCAUCAAGCAACUUCUGUAAUUAUCGUACAGCUCUGCAGGGGGCAACACAGAGAUCCCAAAGUGCCAAUAGCAGUCGCGAGAAAAUAGUCAUUCCUGUUUUCAACAUAUUUAUCAAAGAUAUUUUCUUCUUGCACAAGAUCCACUCAAACUGUUUACCUAAUGGACACAUCAACUUCAAGAAAUUCUGGGAGAUCUCAAGGCAAAUUCAUGACUUUUUAACGUGGAAGGAAGUGGAAUGUCCGUUCGAAAAAGACAAGAAAAUCCAAACAUAUCUUCUGACUACUCCAAUUUACAGUGAAGAAGCACUCUUUGUCGCUUCCUUUGAAAAUGAAGGUCCAGACAAUCACAUGGAGAAAGACAGCUGGAAAUCCCUCAGGUCAACGCUUUUAAACAGGGCCUGAGAGACUUUGCAAGAAGUCCGAAGCACAGAAGAAUGUUGUUUGUUUGUUGUUUUUUUUUGUUAUUUAAUUAUAUUGAUUCAUGUUGAACGUUAUGGUCAGGAAGACUGUCCUCACUGGUUGGGGGGGUCUACUGUUUUUUUUGUAUAUAAACUUUUACGAGACUAAAGAAUAAUGGUAUAUAAAUAUGAUAUAAAUAUAUAUUUCAUGCUUUACGCACUUAUAUAAAAGAAAAAAAAGAAAGGGAAUUAUGUUUUUUUAUGGUUUUACGGAAACUAUUACUUAACCCUACGCUGCUGGUGUGGCUUAGACACAAUGCAGAGGUUUGUACCUGUAAAGUGCAGAGAAAAUGCAUUGCAUAAGCCAUAAGGUCACGAAAGGGUUAAACCCCCUUAAUAUAUUGUUACAAGGGCAGGGCCCUCGUUUACUCAAAUUUGGGGGGCUUUAUACAUUUUUGGGGCUUUCAUAGGCACUUAUACUGUAUCCCUUUAAACCAUUUGCUGCUGCAUAAAUGUAGAAAUUCUAUCCAUACUGCAAUUCUUACACAGCAGUCAAUUAUGUUUUAUUUGUUUUGCACAUGUGCCAGAAAAAAAGAAGAGGGGGAAAAAAAUAAAUAAAACAGAUUGUUGGAAAUACACACAUAUUUUACUUACAUUAAUAUGUGCCGCUUGUAGUUUUUUUUUCCCCCCCCCCCUUUUUUUUUUUCCCUCCAAAGUUUAAAAAAAAAAAUCUAGCUGCCUUUCUAACACUGGAACACAGAUUCUAGCCUGGAACAAAAGGGAUGGGGGGGUAUUCAAUAUGUGUUUACUAAUGAGUUCGGUGAGGGUGCCUUUAAUAUUUCUGCAAAACAUUAACUUGAUCAUUCUUUCAUUGUUUCAAUGUUCUAUGGUAGAGUUAGGGCUCAUAAGAUGGACACAUUUGCGUGUGUGGAGUGACAUUAGUAUCUGCCACUAGCUGCUUUUCUAGGACUUGUAGCUGUAUCUUGUCAUACAGUGUGAUUCGUACCACAAUGACUGACCGCAUGCAGUCACUCACUGGACUUAGCAGAGGCUUGAAAUCAUUCUUCUAUUGCCAUUUUGUUUAGAAAA
Messenger RNA from Pelobates fuscus (common spadefoot toad), 2921 nucleotides. RefSeq names its product RasGEF domain family member 1A (gene RASGEF1A). Gene Ontology annotation, cellular component: plasma membrane. The transcript is spliced from 13 exons. The record is from RefSeq and is a predicted model, not a curated record. Gene Ontology annotation, biological process: Ras protein signal transduction; positive regulation of GTPase activity. Bases 409 to 1836 code for a protein of 475 amino acids. Gene Ontology annotation, molecular function: guanyl-nucleotide exchange factor activity. NCBI's taxonomy places the organism in Eukaryota, Metazoa, Chordata, Amphibia, Anura, Pelobatidae.